UUUGCGCUAUGCUCGCACCCUUCCCCACCAUAUCCCGCCCCCCAGUGUCGUCGGCUGCGGUUCCUCCCCACCUCCUUCUGCGCUACGUGCUCUGCGCUCGGAAUCCAGAAGGGGAGGCCUCCCUGUAGCUUGUGGUGACUCCAGUGAGACUCAGAUUUGUCUCUGCUAGAAUCUUGCAAUGACAAUUUUUGACGAUGAUGAUGAUGCGGAGCCACAACUGAAGGUCGUUGACAACUACUAUUUUGUGAAAGCCAAGAACGAGUUUGUUUGUUUCAGCACCUUGCCCCUUAAGUUUGAUGAAAAUGAUAAAGUCUCCGGGAAGGGUAUCUACUUGCGUCGAUAUUCCACAGAUGGCGCCCCUGCAGUAUACAAGCAGGUUGUAGCUUGGACAGUAGCACUUAACCGUGAGCAGCCAAAGAUCUCAGUGCUUUCAAGUGAGGGCUAUUGGAUAGAAUUGGAUCUAUUGAAACCACGGAAAAUCUAUUGGAAGUUUGCUCGAUCAGCAUUAACGACAGUUCAAAUGCUCCACUUUGUCAAAAGGCAACCCAGAAAACCGAUGAUAAGUCUUUCUGUUCACCUUCGUGAAGUAUUCAGUAAAUUUGAAACGGAAGAGAUGGAGAAUGCUUUAGGGAAACACCAUCACAUAAUCAAGCGAUGUGCAGAGAGGGAUCCUGCUUUAAUGAGGUCAAAGGUUCUGCAAAGCUUUAUCAAUGACACUUCUGGGAAAUACUUUGAGUGCAUAUUAAGGAGUCUGAGCACCAAGGAGUCAUUCAUUGUUGUUGCUGAGCCUCUUGCAAGUGGGGGUAAAGGCAAUUGCGAUACAGAUAGUGAUGGUAACAUAAUCGGCGAUGAUGGUGAUGGUACUGAGCCAAUAUGUGCAAUAUGUGACGAAGGAGGAGAAUUACUUAGCUGUAAAGGUCGAUGCAAGAGAGCCUUCCAUCCUACAAUAGAAGCUGGCAGAAAGUCUAAAUGUGUAACACUUGGUUACACUGCUGUACAAGUAAAGGAAAUGAAUAAGUUCAUAUGCGAAAACUGUAGAUAUGAACAACACCAAUGUUUCAAAUGUGGAGAACUCGACUCGUCUCAUGAGCCUAAUGCCAAGGUCUUUCAAUGUUGUAAACUGUUUUGUGGCCACUUCUACCACCCCAAGUGUGCUGCAGAAUUACUUCAGUCUCACAGUAAUGGAGCCUGUGAGUUGGAGAACAAGAUUGCAGCUGGGAUGCCAUUUCCAUGUCCUGUACAUUGGUGCUCCAGACCUGAUUGUAAAAAAAUGGAGGAAGGGACUGAAAGAGCAAUGUGGCUUGCUGGCUGCAGACGUUGUCCAAAGUCAUAUCACUUAGAUUGUUUGCCAAGGGAGAUAUGCUUUAAGUAUGGUAACGGGGGUAUACGUGCUUGGUUUCUAUCGGAAAGAAACCUAUCUAAAAGACUCAUCAUUUACUGCAUAGACCAUGAGAUAGACCCAGCUAUGGGAACACCUUGCAGGGAUCAUAUAAAGUUCCCUGCUCUUGUAGAAAACAAAGGUCAUGGUUCAACAGAAUCCACAAAGUUUCAGCACUCUGAGGAUUAUGUAUGUUCACCUGGUCCUUCACAAAGGAAGGCAAACACUACAAAAGUAGAGGAAAUUAAAGAAAGGCUUGAAAAGAAGAGAAGGCUUCGGCACAACAAAGAGAUGGGUUCGAGAUUGUCUAUAGAAGGAAAUAAAAACAUCAAGAGAGAUUCAACAUAUGUUUUGUUGGGAUCAUCUCACAAGGCAUCUAGAGGAAACCAUUGUGUAGAAUUUUGAUGAUGGUCCUGAGGACUUUGAAGAUUCUGCCAAACCAGACAUGAAGGAGAGACCAAUACCAGAAGGAGUUUACAACGUCCAUGCAAGCUAAGGUGCCCUUGUCAACUACCUAUAGGGUUAAGACAUGUUGGUUAGCAUUCGAAGACAACUUUGAAGUUUUGAUUCAGACUUGCUUGAUAUUUCGUCCUCGAGCUAUGUUUAUGUUUAAGACUUUGCCAUAAUGGCCCUACUUAUGUAGAAGUAUUUGGUAUGUAUGGAUGUAACUUGUGAUACCAAUUUGGUUGUAAUCAUCGACAAACUGAUCAUGCUAUCGCUAUUGUAUGCAAAUGGGCAGUCCAGUCAGCUAGGUCGGGUCCCUAUACAUGCCUACUAAACCAGUUUGGUUUGACUGAAUGAUCAUGUCGGUUUCAAGCGGUUGUUUGGUGGCAUGAUUUGUUUUGCUAGUGUGCCGAUUUUGUCGUUGGCGAUUAGCAACAAUAAACAUGCUAACGAAUAAGGCAAUUUUUGUGGCUAAAUGCCAUUUUUAUUCUGAGCUACAUGCAAGAAUUUGUUCCAUGGUUGCUCCGUAUGUCGGCUCAUGAUUGCUACGACAUAGAUGAUGUUGGGACUUGUAUUUAACAAUGUUGUGCAACUAAGGGUCAUCACCCGUAGCGUUCUUCUAAAAUUUAUGUGCAUUCUGUGGCCGCGCAGAGAUGCGAGGUACUGGGCACGACAGUGUUGCAGUCCAUAGUGGCUGGUGAGGUAUACCAUUUAUAUUAAUUUAUGGUAUAACAAGUUGGCAAUUAACUUAGCAAACAACCCAGUUCAACAUGAUUGACAAAUUCUUUAUCAAAGAAAAAUUGGAUGUUCGAUUAUCAAGAGUGAGUAUGUGAGUUCAGGGCAACAAAUUGCAGAUUGCUUGACUAAGGACAAGAACAGUGAAUUCAGCUUGGCGUGUGACAAGAUGGGAAUGAUAGAUAUCGAUCACCCCUCUUAAGGGAAGUGUUGCUUGUGAGCCCAUAUCUAGGCUGGCACAUAAGGCCCAGGCCCAUGUACUUGACCUUGAAGAGGAGGUCGUGCAUGUUUGAGGCAUAGCGCCGCCAAAGUUGUAUAAGUGAAAGGUUAGUAUCCAACCUGAUCGCUCCGCUCCCUUCCUCCUAGCUUAGCCUAACCCAACCCCCGCCCACUAGCCUCGCUGCCGACAUAUUCUCGCCGCUAGCCCUCCAUUCCCAGCCCUCCCCGCCCAUGCAGCCCCUUGCGAUAGCUCUGGCGACCUCAACCUUAGCCCUGCCAGCGUGCACAACUAGAUGGUCCUUUGCUCACUCCUACAACGAUGUCGCCCGCUGCCCCCCUCCCCCGAGCCAGGCACAGUUGCGGCUCCUCGGCGCGUUCCCACCUCCGCUUGCCUGGGAACUUGCUCUGAGGUGCAUCGCGUCAAUGGAGGCGCAAAGAUCGACACGGGUGGCUUUCAGCUCUCGCGGUGCAAAAACCUAUUAGCUCCGCUCCGCCCCCUCCCUCCUAGCUUAGCCUAACCCAACCCUCGCCCACCAGCCUCUCUAUUGACAUAUUCACGCCGGUAGCCCUCCACUCCCUGCCCUCCCCACCCAUGUAGCCCCAUGGCAUCCCUUCGCAACAGCUCUGGCGACCUCAACCUCAGCCCCGCCGGCGCGCACAACAAGAUGGACUUUGAGGUAGUCCUUUCCUCGGUCCUACAACGACGUCGCCCCCCCUGAGCCAGGCAUAGUUGCAGCUCCUCGGUGCGUUCCCGCCCCAGCUCGCCCGGGACCUCGCUCUAAGGUGCACCGCAUCAAUGGAGUCACAGAGGUCGACACAGGUAGCUUUCAGCUCUUGCGGUGCAAAAAGCAAUGCCCGCGAGUGCAACGUGAGGCCGCCCCCAGCCCCCGCUCCAGCAGUGUCGUCGGAGCCCGUCCCAAGAGAAGACUGCCGGCCUCUGCUUUCGUUGCCUUGACCCCUGGCUUCACUCUGUCGCUCCACCCAUUGAACAAGCUAGCUCCUUCGAGCACAAUAUCCAGGUGGAGCUUCAUGGAAUCCCAACGCAGGCGUGGCACCUUCUUGGCAGUAGCUGCUGGGUCGAGCGGCUGCACCUGAGCACGUGGUCGCACGCUGACCUUGCCAUAUUCCAGUUGAUAGCGUGCAUGCAUGAUUCGGCUUGCAUCCGUCGCAAGACCAUCCUGGAGAUUGUGGAGUAUGUCCUCGCCCGCAAUCGUGCCCUGCCGUCGACCAUCCGCACCCUCACCAGAGCUGUGGCUGGCCGCCCUGCUUCGGCCAAUGCUGGCAAUGGCGGAGGCCCGAGCAAUGAGGCGCCUGGAGGUGAUGAUGGCGCGGCUGAAUGCGGGCAUGGCGCAGGGCGCAACACAGCCACCGCCACAGCCGCAAGCGAUGCCGCAUGUAUGGCGCUCCCGACGGCCGCGCAGAUGGCAGGGUCGUUGAUUCUGCUGGCUAGAGAGCUACUAACCACCGUACACGUGCUGAUGGUGUCACCGCCUCCUUAUCACGCCUCAAGACGUACGAUGGAGCACAGGUCUGCCACAGGUGGUCCCUGGCGUUCUCGUCGCAUUUCCAAAAUGAGUAAGUGCGGUGGAAAGAAGAGGCGUGCUACAGAAGCUGCUUCUUUGUUUGCUGGCCUGCUCGCACGGCCUAGGUGCAUUGUUCGGCACCAGAUGGCCGCCGCCCAUUGGUGGAAAAGCCUUGCUGUUUUCGCCAUGAUUCCAGAAGGGGAAAGUGCAGUGGAAAGAAGAGGCGUGCUACAAAAGCUGCCUCUUUGUUCGCUGGCCCGCUUACACGGCCUAGGUGCAUGAUCCUGCACCAGAUGGCCAUCGCCCAUCGGUGAACCCCUCGUGCCUUGCCUUGGACCCGCCGCCCUUGUCGUCGAGCGCACGUGAUCCCGGCCACGUAGACAUUGUGCCAUACUUGGUCAAUCCUAGCGAGCAUGGGGACAAGGAUGGCUCCAUGGGCCACCUGUGGUUAGACAGCGAGGUUCCUGAUUCGCCAGCCAUGGUCCCCGAGGCCGAUUCGUUGUCGUGGCAAAGCAACGCCUCGACUCUGUGAACCCUUGAUGUGUUGCAUGCCUGGCUGCUCUUUUUCAUGGGAUGGCACGAUAGAGAUUCAAACAGCGAAGCCCACCUUGUCGUCUGGCCAGGACGAGGAGCUUCUGGAUGCUUCCACUGUAGAAGAGCUGAGCCAGGGCCUUUCUCCAGCAGCCCAUCACGGGCACAUGCUGCACCUAAAGUCCAGCAAGAGCAACAACCCUCCAUGGAAAGCCCAUAAGCUUGCAUGGACUAGGUUCCUCUCCAUAGAGAAUCACCAUGUGUUUCGCUUCGCCCCCGAUCAUCGUGUGUCGCUCUCACUCGCAUGCUGCUGUGACGACAACCUGGACCCUCGGUGACUUCCUUGCUGUUGCUACCAAGGAGAUUGUCUUCGCCCUCCUGACUCUUGGCAAGUGACACAGGAGGUACCCACCUAACUUCGCGCCAUGACAAGCAAGGCUGUUGCCUCGCCCAUGGCUAAGAGGCGCACUCAAAUCCGCAUCUAGCGCACACUAGGAGUCGUCGGGGUCAAACAACGAAGCCCACCUUGUCGUUUGGCCAGGACGAGGAGCUUCUGGAUGCUUCCACUGUAGAAGAGCUGAGCCAGGGCCUUUCUCCAGCAGCCCAUCACGGGCACAUGCUGCACCUAAAGUCCAGCAAGAGCAACAACCCUCCAUGGAAAGCCCAUAAGCUUGCAUGGACUAGGUUCCUCUCCAUAGAGAAUCACCAUGUGUUUCGCUUCGCCCCCGAUCAUCGUGUGUCGCUCUCACCCGCAUGCUGCUGUGACGACAACCUGGACCCUCGGUGACUUCCUUGCUGUUGCUACCAAGGAGAUUGUCUUCGCCCUCCUGACUCUUGGCAAGUGACACAGGAGGUACCCACCUAACUUCGCGCCAUGACAAGCAAGGCUGUUGCCUCGCCCAUGGCUAAGGGGCGCACUCAAAUCCGCAUCUAGCGCACACUAGGAGUCGUCGGGGUCAACCAGAAAAUCACCACCGUCGAGAUGCAAGCGUAUGAUGGCCUCUUCAUGACGCCCAUCUACAUGUUCGUCCUCUCGACCAUCGCCGCACUGGUUAAUCGUGAGCUCCCCUUUGAUCCUACCAUAGCGUUGAUCAUCACGGUGAUCGUGGGUAGCUCGAUUGAGGUCUAGCUGCGCUCUUGUGCCCACCUGUCGACCUCUCCUACAUGGAUUACGGCCCUAAGAUCCUUGAAUGUAAUGUGCGCGGCCUCAAUGCUGUGCUCGUCAUACCGCCAUCCGAUCACUAAUUGUAGCUACUAGUGCUCGAUCGUUUGUUUCAAAGAAACAAAGAUGGAAUUGAUCUGCUCACCGAUUGUCCUCAAGCCCUAGGCUUGGAAUUCGACGAUUAUGUAUACCUGUCCGCGUUGGGGACCCGUGGCGGCAUCUUUGUUGGCCUGGAAAAGUAGAGAGGAGACCAUCAUUGAUCCUCUCUUCACCUCCAACACCUUGUCUGCUAAGGUCUCUACCCUGUCCGGUGUCGGCACACUGUGGUCUACAGACCAUAGCAUAUGCCGCCAAGGUCGUCUUCUUGCAGACCUUCACGACAUCCGCAUCAUGUGCCUUGGAUCGUGGAUGUUGUGGUAAUUUCAACCUCAUCUACCGCAAUGAAGACAAAAACAAUGGGCAUAACCGCUGAUCCUCGUCAGCUUUGGGUCACUUCCGGCACGUGCUUAACGACCUCGCGCUGAAGAAGGUUUACCUCAAAAGACGCCGCUACACUUGGUCGAACGAGCAAUCGCCCCCGAUCCUCAUCCACCUUGAUCGCGUCCUCUGCACCACGGAUUGGGAGGAGCUGCAUGGUGAGUGCCACCUCCGUUGCUUAACCUCCGUCAUCUCCAACCACAGCCCCAUCAUGGUUGAUCGGCCAACCGACACUUCCCUUUGUGGACUUCUAGACGCGCUUCGAUGGUUUUCAAGAUAUCGGCACUAUGUCGAUCAUGCUGACCCCCUUCUAAAGCUUCAUGCUAGGCAUGCAAGCCACAACGUGCAAGCUCACGGACCGUCGACAAGUGCGACUCAAACUCUUGAUCUCUUGGGAGCUUGUCCUUAGGCUCUGUCCCCGCACGAGGACUGGCUCCGGCGACAAAUCAAGGCCUCCUAUCUUGGUCUUGCAUCCCUGGAGCGCACCAUCGCUCGUCAACGUGCCCGCCUCGCGUCCCUCAAGGAUGGCGACGCCAACACGUCCUCCCAUCAGCAAUGCACGUAUCGGCAACAAAAGAACUGAGUACACAACAUAACAUCGGAAAAGGAUGUGAUCACGGAUACAUGCAACAUGGUUGCGGCGGCCUAUGCGCACUUUGAUGCCCUUGGCUCCGCGGUGCCUUGAGAGUGCACCCUGGACCUCUCGGCGCUCAUCACGCCCGCCAACCUUGACGACCUUUAUGCACCCUUUGAUGCAGCGGAAAUCUGGCAAGUUGUGGAACAACUAUGCCUGCGCAAGGCUUCAGGCCCCAACGGCUUCACCACUAAAUUCCUUCGCACUUGCUGGCCCACCGUCCAACAAGACCUCGUUGACGUUUCCCAACAACUUUUUGCACUGCGGGGCCAAGGAUUCAGCUGCUUGAAUCAGACGCUCACGCUGCAACACAAGCGUGCCGAUGCUCCUGGCCUAGGCAAUUACAGGCCCAUAAGCCCGACCCACCUCGUCGUCAAGAUCUUCGUGAAGGUACUGUCGUUGCGCCUCGCACCCAAGCUCAAUGCCCUCGUCAGCGCGAACUAGAACACGUUCAUCCUGGGGCGUAGCUUGCAUGACAAUUUCGUCCUUAUGCGGCACAAACCUUCGGCGCGGGGACCUAGUCGUUUCUCUUUGAUGUCUUGUGCCAAUAUGGCUUUGGAUUCCUGGACUGACUGGCCAUUAUCCUCUCGUCGGCCAGCACCAAGGCGCUCCUAAAUGGCGCGCCCGGCCCGGCCAUUUUAGCAUCUUCGCUGGCUUUGACAGGGCGACCCUAUGUUGCCCCAGCUUUUUGUCCUCGCAACGGGCAUGCUAGGUCGUCUAUUGUGUCGUGCCAUCGAGCUGGGCAUGCUGCAACAGCUCCACCCUUGGCGCCCUAUCUCUGUCUUCUCGCUAUAUGCGGACAACGUGGUCCUCUUUUUCCACCCUUCACAGGGAGAUAUUUUGGCAGUGAGCAUCUUGCAGCUUUUUGGGCGUGCCUCGGGCCUUCAGGUUAAUUUCAAGCUUCGCGCUCAUUACAACCCUGACGAUGUAGCACCCGUUGUCGACCUUCUAGGUUGCCUCAUUAUUGAUUUGCCCAUCACCUACCCGGGCAUCUAGUAUUGAUAACGCGCCCCCACCGUGGCUCAGCUACAACCCGUCGUCGACAGGACCGCCGUUAUGCUCCCAGGGUGGAAGGCACGGCUCAUGAACAAGGCCGGUCGCCUCGCGUUCGCCAUGGCCGUGCUGGGCGCGAUCAAUAUACACCAGCUACUCAUGUUAGCGCUCCCAAAGAAGAAGACAAUCAAGUCGCUCGAGAAAAUCCAGAGAGUAUUUCUCUAGGCGGGACGCGCGAUAGCAAAUGGUGGCAAUUGCCACGUUAAUUGGCGGUGCGUCUCGCAGCCAAUCUUGCUUGGUGGCCUCGACGACCAUGACCUAGAGCGCACUGUCGUUGCGCUUCGCACGUGCUUCACAUGCGUUGGCUUUGGUUCAACCUCACGGACAGCACCAAGGCAUGGGGUGGCCUUAACCUGCAGUUUACCUUCGAGGAACACGCCUUCUUCGCUUCCAUCACCAUGCAGAUUGGCAACGGCCAACAGGCCCUAUUUUGGGAGGACCACUGGAUUGGCCAGCGUUCUGUCUGCGAGAUCACACCGCUCAAGUGAGCCUGCAUCCUAAAGCGCUGCAAGCUGCAGACGACCUAUAGGCUAACCGUUGGGCGCAUGACAUGCACGACACCAUCGGCCUCCACGGUAUAGGCCAAUACCUUUGGCUAUGGCACAUGAUCGAGCAAAAGACGCUCUCCAUCGAGGCAGAUUGCCUACUCUAGAAUUUGAACUUGAGCGGCUUCGCAUAAUCUGCCCACAUGGCCACAUUCCAUGACUCCACCACCUGCAAUGCUUGGAAGCUUACCUGGAAGUGUUGGGCUCCGUUGCGUCUCAGGUUCUUCCAUUGGCUCGCCUGUCUUGAUUGGUGUUGGACCACGGAUCGCCUCUCCGCCAUGGCAUGCAGCACCCCACAGGCUGCCCCUAUGCGACCAAGGACCAGAGACCACGCACCACCUCCUCUUAGCGUGCCCCUUCUCUUGCCAAGUUUGGUACGAGAUCCUGAGCUAGCUGAGGAUACCCCGCCACUCGCCCCACGGCGAUCGAUCUCUCAAUGCUUGGUGGCUCAAACCCUUAUUGACUUUUGCGUUUUCUCGAAAAAGAAGAGGUUAGUAUCCACGGCCACACUCCACCUUGCAACUAAGUUGUCAAUGGCCACCAUUACAACAAGGCUACUACUUUACAUAUGUCAUCUACCCUCAUUGGGCCACAAUUUUGAAGACAAUUUGACACUCGGAGGGCAUUUAGAGAUCUCAUUUUGCAAUGUGCUAAGAAGCUACGAGAAAGGACGUUGAGAGAGCUUUUGUGGUGCUACAAAAUCACCUUGCUAUUGUUCGUGGCCCUAUUGAGUACUAGGACCAAAAGUUGCUGUGGGAGAUCAUGGCAACAUGUUUGAUCUUGCACAAAAUGAUCAUCGAGGAUGAGAGAGGUCAACCAGAGAGCUUUGACUAUGACUUCAAUGGGUUGCACGUCCAACUAUUGAUAUGGAGCAAAUAUGAACCAAAGACUUCUACAAGUGCAUCGCAGGAUCGAGCACUGAGAAGCCAUGACCAACUAUUGAUAUGGAGCAAAUAUGAACCAAAGACUUCUACAAGCGCAUCGCAGGAUCGAGCACUGAGAAGCCAUGACCAACUCUGAGAUAAUCUUGUGGAGCACUUGAGGGAACUUCACAGUUCUUGAUUAUUAUACUUUUAUUAUGUUUCAUUUUGAUUAUUUACUUCCUUUGGACUGUGUUGUGUUUGAAUUUGAAUGUGUAAAUUUUCAAACAAUGAAUUUGACUUGUUGUUAGAAUGUGUGCGUUAGAAGUAUGAAGGUUUCAUUUAAUAUGUUUGUGCAAAUGUAAUUCAGAUGGGGUUUAUGCAUGGAAAGAUUGAUGGAAUAGUAAAGAAAAAGUAUAGAGUUUAGGGUAAGGACUAGGUUCAAGGUUUAAGCACUCAAAUUUUAGAAGGGGGGGAUGGAGAUGCUCUAACUCUUUAA
Messenger RNA from Triticum urartu, 10060 nucleotides. Its product is annotated as protein ENHANCED DOWNY MILDEW 2-like. The record is from RefSeq and is a predicted model, not a curated record. Lineage: Eukaryota; Viridiplantae; Streptophyta; Magnoliopsida; Poales; Poaceae.